AUGGUCCGUGGCGUCCAUUACGGCGGCGCGUGCGCCGUCCUCCUGGCCGCCGCCGUCGCGCUCGGCCUCGGCGCCCGCGGCGGCGCGGCGCAGCUGGACGACAAGUUCUACGACCGGUCGUGCCCCGGCGUGCACAAGAUCGUGCGGCGGGUCCUGAGGGAGGCGCACAAGGCCGACGUCCGCAUCUACGCCAGCCUCACGCGCCUUCACUUUCACGACUGCUUCGUCCAGGGGUGCGACGGGUCGAUUCUGCUGGACAACAGCACGAGCAUCGUGUCGGAGAAGUACGCCAAGCCGAACAACAACUCGGUGCGCGGGUUCACGGUGGUGGACGACGUCAAGGCGGCGCUCGAGAAGGCCUGCCCCGGCGUCGUCUCCUGCGCCGACAUCCUCACCAUCGCCGCCGAGGUCUCCGUCGAACUGGUACUCCGGAGGCCCCCGGUGGCGCGUCCCGCUCGGCCGGCGCGACGGCACCACGGCCAACCUCACCGCCGCCAACAGCCUCCUCCCGAGCCCCCGCAACAACCUCACCAUGCUCCAGCGCAAGUUCGCCGCCGUCGGCCUCGGCGACACCGACCUCGUCGCCCUCUCAGGCGCGCACACGUUCGGGCGCGCGCAUUGCCAGUUCGUGACGGACCGGCUCUACAACUUCAGCAAGACGGGCAUGCCGGACCCGACGCUGGACGGUGGCUACCGGGCGCUGCUCGCCGGGAGCUGCCCGCGGCGGCACGGGAACAGGUCGGCGCUCAACGACCUCGACCCGACCACGCCCGACGCCUUCGACAAGAACUACUUCACCAACCUCCAGGGCAACCGCGGGUUCCUCCAGUCCGACCAGGAGCUGCUCGCGGCGCCCGGCGCGACAACGGCGGCGAUCGUCGGCCAGUUCGCGAGCGACGAGAAGGCUUUCUUCAGGAGCUUUGCCGCGGCCAUGAUCAACAUGGGGAAUAUCAAGCCGCUCACGGGUGGGCAGGGGGAGGUUCGGAGGAACUGCAGGAGAGUCAAUGGAAGCUAGAGUGA
Messenger RNA from Triticum turgidum subsp. durum (durum wheat), 1020 nucleotides. The record is from the annotation of a GenBank genome assembly. Lineage: Eukaryota; Viridiplantae; Streptophyta; Magnoliopsida; Poales; Poaceae.